Molecule: messenger RNA, 1960 nt
Organism: Betta splendens (Siamese fighting fish)
Lineage: Eukaryota; Metazoa; Chordata; Actinopteri; Anabantiformes; Osphronemidae
Gene: dio3b
Product: iodothyronine deiodinase 3b
Exons: 1
Molecular function (GO): thyroxine 5'-deiodinase activity
Source: RefSeq, a predicted model, not a curated record
CCUUUUCUAAUUCACUCUGAGGGGCCCUUAUAGAAGAUCAGUGAGUCAUCCAGCUUUGACAGUCUGCAUGAAUCCAGCGCCGUCUAGUGGCCGGAGAGGGUCCUGCAGGCGUCUCAGGGAGCUCUGAGUUCACAGGCAGGAUGACGUGAAGUCAACAGUUUGUCUUUUGACGACUUUCAGGACCAACCGUGCGUUCAGCUACAGCCAAUUAAAACUAAUCCGAGUGUCUCGCGGUGAUGCAAAACACACACGCAGUCAUGUUUUAUCUAUAAAUGUAGUGUGAAGUCGCUCUCUCUCUCUCUCCCUCUCUCUCUCUCUCGCUCUCCGAAGCCCAGAGUUGACGGGAGGUAAUCCCCACCAUGUGAGUGGGCGGUGUGGGUACCGGAGGCGUGUUUUUUUUUUUUUUUCUUUCUAUUUUUUUGUCAUUAUUCAAAUGCCGCUGUCCCUAUAAAAAGAGCGGCUCCGUGCGUCAGAUAGUUUCCUCCGAUGGGUAAAGGUGGCUAAAUACUUGUUGUCGCUCUCGUCGACCCAGUCGCAUCCUGUUGGCAGGGGAACGGAUGAUGCACGACUCUUGUGGUGUCCAAAUGGCGAGGGCGCUGAAACAAGCCGCCCUGUGCCUGAUGCUGUUGCCCCGGUUCCUCCUGGCCGCCGUGAUGCUAUGGCUCCUGGAUUUUUUGUGCAUCAGGAAAAAAGUGCUGCUGAAAAUGGGGGAGAGGGUGGACAGCCCGGACGACCCGCCGGUGUGCGUCUCCGACUCCAAUAAGAUGUUCACCUUGGAGUCCCUCGGGGCCGUGUGGUACGGCCAGAAACUGGACUUUCUCAAAUCUGCGCACCUCGGGCGCACUGCGCCGAACACCGAGGUGGUGCUGGUCCAGGAGCGGCGGCUGGUCCGGAUCCUGGACUGCAUGAGAGAGAAGAGACCACUCAUUCUUAACUUUGGCAGCUGCUCCUGACCGCCGUUCAUGACGCGCCUGGCGGCGUUUCAGCGCGUCGUAAGACAGUACUCAGAUAUUGCGGACUUUCUAGUUAUAUACAUCGAGGAGGCGCAUCCGUCUGACGGCUGGGUGAGCUCGGAUGCGCCGUAUCAGAUCCCCAAGCACCGCUGCCUGGAAGACAGGCUGAACGCCGCACAACUGAUGCUCACCGAAGUGCCCGGGGGCAACGUGGUGGUGGAUAAUAUGGAGAACUCGUCCAACGCCGCGUACGGAGCCUACUUUGAGCGACUUUACAUCGUGAGGGAUGAGAGGGUGGUGUACCAGGGGGGCAGAGGACCGGAGGGCUACCGGAUCUCCGAGCUCAGGGACUGGCUGGAGCGGUACAGGACCGAUCUGGUGAAGUCACAGGCGGCGGUGCUCGACGUGUAGUUGAACCACGAACUCGCCGCCGCCGCCGCGCGCAUUCCGCUUAAGUGUCCAGUCCACAGUGCAAAACGUCCAGAUGCUGCUAUCGAAUGUUCACACACGGCACAUUGUUGUUGUUGUUUUUUAUGGCAUAAACAUAUUCAGGACCCUUUGACAAAAUAGCCUAAAGUCGUGUUCACAGGCUGUUAGAUUGUGCUUGUCUUGACCUUAACUGAUUGAGUAGCCAGUUCUUUAUUUUUUGUAUGGGAAAGAAGUGUUGGAUCAGUUGAAACGGGAUUCAAUGAUUAGACGUCACUCUAUUUUUCUACAACAUUGACGUGUGUGUGUGUGUGUGUGUGUGUGUGUGUGUGUGUGUGUGUGUGCGCGCGCGCGUGCGUGCGUGCGUGCGCGCGCGCGUGCCCGUCCAGUCUAAUAUCCCACUCGGGUGUUUCUGUGAAGUUCGGCUUUUAAACGGCGCAGCCAGAAAACCGACACUGAUGUUCCUGACACCGGGAGCGGGCUCAUAUUAGCCGGACGCCGUCAUCGGCUGCCAAACGAUGUAAUGUUGAUGCAGUGUAACUGAACAAAAUGUUUGGAAUAAAUGUCAGAUCACACGUUGA